Messenger RNA from Patiria miniata (bat star), 1129 nucleotides. Its product is annotated as glutathione S-transferase omega-1-like. The record is from RefSeq and is a predicted model, not a curated record. Gene Ontology annotation, molecular function: glutathione dehydrogenase (ascorbate) activity; glutathione transferase activity. Gene Ontology annotation, cellular component: cytoplasm. The transcript has 6 exons. Bases 373 to 1092 code for a protein of 239 amino acids. Gene Ontology annotation, biological process: glutathione metabolic process. NCBI's taxonomy places the organism in Eukaryota, Metazoa, Echinodermata, Asteroidea, Valvatida, Asterinidae.
GUACGUACGUACACACAAAAACAUGCGUUGUCAUCACCGUAGUCAUGUGAUAAGUACCGGGUAGGGACCGCACGGGAUCAAAGUUCAUCAUUUUAUAACUAAAUUUUAAAAAGUUCAAUCGCACCGCGCCGGCGGACUUCCAAAGUUCCCACCAUUUUGCUCAAAGUCAUUUAAGUUAGACUCCAUUCGAGCAGGUCUUUCUCCAAAAUGGAUUUGCCGGCGCCGCCAUCCCGCGCCAUACAACUUACAAUUCCCAAUGAGUCCAGACUGGAAUCUAGGCCAAGCCCUUGUUAUUGAAGUUGACCCUCGCAUGAAAGUCGCGCAGUUUUUUCUUCCUCAACUUUCAAGGGCUGAAAGUGAAAACAAAUCAAAAUGCCUUUUUCUCCUGAGCAGACAGGGCACCUUGCUACAGGAGAUCUGUUGCCUCCAUUGGCUAAGGGUCAAGUCCGCCUGUACAGCAAUCGUUUCUGCCCCUUUGCUCAUCGUGCACGUCUUGUCCUAGCAGCUAAAGAAGUUCCUUUUCACAUUGUCAACAUUGACUUGAAGAAAAAGCCGGAAUGGUACUUCACCAAAAAUCCACUAGGCAGCACGCCGUGCUACGAGAGCGACGACAAGAUUGUGACCGACUCGGCCAUCAUCUGCGAGUUCCUGAACGAUUCGCACAACAACCCCCUGUGGCCCCAGGACCCCUACCAGAAAGCGCUGGACAAGAUGGUCUUGGAAUACUUCUCAAGCAAGGUCAGUCCAGCCUUCUUCAAAUCCUCCUACUACCCAGUCAAGGGAGAGGAAGAGAAGUGGUUUGGUGAAUAUCUGACCCAUCUCGCCGUCAUUGAAGACAAGUUGAAGGAGAGAGGCACCCCCUUCUUUGGAGGAGCUAAGCCAGGAAUGUUGGACUACUUGAUCUGGCCGUGGUUUGAGCGCCAAGUUGUGUAUGGCGCUAAACUUCCCUUUGAAAACUUCCCAACUCUGGCAGCAUUUCGUGAGGCAAUGAAGCAAGAUCCUGCAGUGCAGCAGGCUGCUGUGCCGGACUCCCUAUACGUCAAACAGUUCAACAACUACAUCAACGGCAUCUAUGAUUAUGACAUCCAGUGAACAUAUGCUCAAGUAUUAGUUGAAAUAUGGUGUACUG